Messenger RNA from Macadamia integrifolia, 3118 nucleotides. Its product is annotated as pentatricopeptide repeat-containing protein At4g19890. Lineage: Eukaryota; Viridiplantae; Streptophyta; Magnoliopsida; Proteales; Proteaceae. Gene Ontology annotation, molecular function: protein binding. The record is from RefSeq and is a predicted model, not a curated record. The coding region runs from base 162 to 2387 and encodes 741 amino acids. The transcript has a single exon.
GCUUUAUGAUGGUGAUGGUGGGUGAGAGUCUCUUCUCUCUCUCUCUCUCUCUCUAUAUAUAUGCGAUAAGAAAAUGACCAUCAGUGAGAAGCUAUAAAAAAUAAGGGGGUAGAAGAAAUAAAAAAUGAUAAUAAUACAGAGAGUCGGAAACCCAUGGAAGAAUGAAGAUUUUGUUGCGUGAUCAUGGUGCCAUGGUGGUUCCGUCUCUUCGGUACCUCUCCCUUCAUCACUCAUUGAACCGUUAUCUUCGUCAUUCUUCCUACCCAAAAGGAAAAAAUGGCCUGUAUCUCCCAUUUCUCACUCGUCAAUCUAGCGUUUCAACAACCAACAAUGGCCAUAAACCUUUUAAUUGGCCUCAGUAUCCUCAAACUUCACUUCCCUGGAUCGAAGAAAUCAAAGACACUCAAGAUCAUUCACUGGCUUCAACUAUUCCAACCCAAACUUCAGUUACUACAAUCUGCUUUCUUGUUCGUGAAGCUUAUCACCAACGAGGCCAAAGAAGAGCAAACUCUACUCCAUUGUUUCUUAAAAUUAAUGAAUCUCUUUUGACCCACGAAAAGGCUCUUACUGUCGUUGCUUCUGUCGCCGACACAGAUGGUUCCAUGGUGGCCUUGAGUUUCUUCUAUUGGGCUAUCAGCCUCUCGAAGUUUCGUCACUUCAUGCGCUUAUAUAUAACCACUGCUUCUUCAUUGAUGCAUCUCGGAAAUUCUGAGAGAGCCCACGAAGUCAUGAGGUGUAUGGUGAAAAGCUUUGCUGAAGUUGGGAAGUUGAAGGAAGCUGUCGACAUGACUAUUGAGAUGCAAAACCAGGGCUUGCCUCCUAAUGUUCACACCUUGAACUUUAUCCUGAGGAAUGCUGUGGAAUUGAGCCAGUUAGAACUUGCUGAGAAUGUGUUUGUGGAAAUGUGUAAUAGAGGUGUUUCUCCGAAUUCUUGUAGUUUCAAGUCAAUUAUUGGAGCUCAUUGCAGGAUAGGUAACGUCACUGAUGUGGAGAAGUGGUUAAGUGACAUGAUGGCUGAAGGCCUUAUCAUAGAUAAUGUGACCUGUACUUUGGUCAUUGAUGCAUUCUGCAACAACGGCUAUGCAAAUAGGGUACCUGGGCUUUUGCAGAAGAUGCGUGAGGCGGGGUUGGCUGUAAAUGUGAUCAAUUAUACAGCUUUGAUUAAUGGGUUGUGCAAGAGAGGCAGUGUUAAGCAAGCAUUUGAAAUUUUGGAGCAGAUGGCAAGGGAAGGUUGUAAGCCAAAUGUCUAUACUCACACAGCAUUGAUUGAUGGACUCUGCAAGAAAGGUUGGAUAGAGAAGGCAUUUAGGCUGUUUCUGAAGCUUAUUCGGAGCAAUAACUAUAAACCAAAUGUGCAUACAUACACUUGCAUGAUCAGUGGCUAUUGCAAGGAGAAGAAGUUGAAUCGGGCUGAGAUGUUGUUGACUAGGAUGCAAGAACAAGGAUUGGUACCAAACACCAACACCUACACAACUUUGAUUGAUGGGCAUUGCAAAGUAGGGAAUGUUGAUCGGGCUUAUGAGCUGCUAGAUAAAAUGGCUAAAGAAAAUUGCACUCCCAAUAUUAGUACAUACAAUGCAAUUAUUGAUGGCCUCUGCAAGAAGGGAAGAGUUCAGGAGGCACAUAGGCUUCUUCAGACGGGCUAUGCACAUGGAUUGCAAGCAGAUAAAAUCACAUAUACCAUCCUCAUUAGCGAGCAUUGCAGGCGGGCUGACCCUAAUCGGGCUUUGGAAUUGUUUAACAAGAUGUUAAAAUUAGGGCUCCAGCCUGAUAUGCAUACGUACACCACAUUAAUUGCAGUAUUUUGCCGUCAAAGAAGAAUGAAAGAUAGUGAGAAGCUAUUUGACGAAGCUAUUGAACUUGGCUUGGUACUGAGCAAACACACUUAUACAUCUAUGAUCUCUGGGUACUGUAGAGAUAGAAACGUCAGCUCUGCUUUGAAUGUCUUUCAUAAGAUGACUGAGUGUGGCUGUCCCGCUGAUUCUCUCACUUAUGGUGCUCUAAUAAGUGGGCUUUGCAAGGAGUCCAAGCUGCAGGAGGCUCACAAGCUUUAUGAUGCCAUGGUAGAUAAGGGAUUCUCGCCAUGUGAAGUUACUCGCCUCACAUUAGCUUAUGAAUAUUGCAAGAAGGAUGAGACUGCCACUGCUAUGGCUAUCUUGGACAUAUUAGACAAGAAGUUGUGGAUUCGUACUGUCAAUACCUUAAUCAGGAAACUUUGUAGUGAGAGGAUGGUGGACAUGGCAGCAUCAUUUUUCCACAGAUUGUUGGAUAAAGACCAGAAUGUGGACCGUAUAACUUCUGUAGCCUUCAUGACGGCAUGCUAUGAUAAGAACAAGUAUUCAGUUGCUUCCGAAUUGACUAAAAGGAUUUCAGAAGGGAACAGUUAGCAGCCAUCUUCUUGAUUGCAUAUGUGCUUAUUCACCCACCCUGUUCCACGGUCAGACACACAUGAAGAAGAGUGUAUGAUUGUGGUGAAUUGUGUAAUAGGGGAUUCCUUGCUCUUAUAGGCUGAUGAGAAUGAAAAGUUAAGAGCUUGAUUGCACCAGGCAGAAGAUAAGGAAUGGAAAAGAAGAAUGUCCCUGAGUUGCAUCCCCAAAAGAAAAGGAAUGGAAGAGAAAAAUGUUGAAGCAUAUUGAACAGACAAGGCCGACAACAAUGCUCUUUUACAAAUGGAAAAGCGUUAAGGGGAGAGUGAGGGAGAGGCACAUGGUCAUUGUUGGCAGAGUAGCAUAUUUGACACUGGAUCUGAAAUCUGACAUUGCACCAAAGCUGAAACUAGUAGAGGUGAGCCAUAAGAUGGGUGUUGUUUGAUAUCUUGAAGGAGCUUGGCCCUCCUCUUCACUGACAUUUGGGACAUGUUUAAUAUACAGUACCUACAUGGCAAUCCUACCUAUUCAUUACCCUCCCACCUUUUCCCUGUUUAUUUGGAUAACAUUUAACUGAUUUAUUGGUUGGGUAAUGCUCAAACUGGGAAUAUUGUUAUGGUCUAUAUUAUCAAGUGGGUUCGAUUUGAGAUUUAAUAUUUAUUUGAAUAUUUCAGAUAGGUUUCUAGAUAUUCUUGUUUUUCUGGUUUGGCAUUGGAAAAAAAUAAAAUCUUGCUCAUGUUUUUUUGACUUCA